AGGCCACUGUUGAGAUGGACCUGGACAUGGACGAGAUUGCUCAACAUAUGGACGUGAGUCCCAGGCAAGCCUGCAUCGACCUGGAGAAGGCCACUCAAUACAUCACACAAGUGUUGCAGAUGGACGAGAUUGCUCAACAUAUGGACGUGAGUCCCAGGCAAGCCUGCAUCGACCUGGAGAAGGCCACUCAAUACAUCACACAAGUGUUGCAGCAUGAAGUAGGUAGGAACCAGGAGCUCUGCGUGUUGAUUCGCUGUCUAGAAGAGAAGGAGGUGGAGACUGGGCGGAGUCUGGAGGAGCAGGCGGAGUCAAACCGACAGCUGAAGCUGAAUAUCGAUGAACUACAGAAACACCUGGAGGAAAAAGACAACUCACUGACACAAGCCACCCAGACUGUGGCUUUCCUAGGGAAUGAACUGGAGGACUUGCAUCAGCAGUGCCAGACUAAACAAAGGACGUUUCAGGAAGUGAAUGAGUGGCUGCAGGGUGGAGAGAACCAGCUCAAGGUUGAGCCGGUCUCGUUUUAUGGCCAGAGUUCGCCGGUCUCGUCUCACACGCCGGUCUCGUUUGAUGGCCAGAAGCUGCUGGAGGCUCCAGUCUCUGGGAUUAAAGAAAACGAUGACGACGAUGACGACGAUGAUGAUGAUGAUGAUGAUGAUUAUGGAUAUGGAGAGUACAGUCAGCCUGAAGGGAGAACUGACCCUGGAACAGAACUGACCCUCUCUUCAGCUGCAGACAUUAAAACUGAACUGAUCCAGGAAGAGUUGGACCAGUCCAACAUGGCUCCAGCCCUCGACUCCAAGAUGGACCCCGUGGUUCUGGCCCAGCUCAUGGGCGUGACUGUGGAGUUGGUGGACUGUGGACGAACCCAAAGAGAAGAGAAGAACACGGAUGGAGUACAGCCCGAGACCCUGACAUGGAAGGAGCCUUGUACCUCAUCCUCUGUUGCCUCCUGUGGGACCCCUACAUUCAGCUGCACCCAGCAGACUGCUGCCUUCUCCGCCUCUUCCACAGAGGAAUCCGGAAUAUUCUCCUUCCCUCUGUGUGACGAAGGCUUCAGCUCCCUGCUCAAGCUGCAUCAGCGCAUCCAUACAAGAGAGAGGCGGCACCACUGCACUCAGUGUGGCAAGAGCUUUAUUCGACAGGGACAUCUCAAACGACAUCAGCUCAUUCACACAGGAGAGAAGCCGUACAACUGCACUCAGUGUGGCAAGAGCUUUACUCUAGAGGGACAUCUCAAACUACAUCAUCUCAUUCACACAGGAGAGAGGCCGUACAACUGCACUCAGUGUGGCAAGAGCUUUGCUCUAAAGGGGAAUCUCCUAAAACACCAGCGCAUUCACACAGGAGAGAAGCCGUACAACUGCACUCAGUGUGGCAAGAGCUUUGCUCGAGAUCAACAUCUCAAACUACAUCAGCUCAUUCACACAGGAGAGAGGCCGUACAACUGCACUCAGUGUGGCAAGAGCUUUACUCGAGAGGGACAUCUCAAACUACAUCAUGUCAUUCACACAGGAGAGAGGCCGUACAACUGCACUCAGUGUGGCAAGAGCUUUAAUCAAGAGGGGAGUCUCAAAAGACACGAGCGCAUUCACACAGGAGAGAAGCCGUACAACUGCACUCAGUGUGGUAAGAGUUUCUCUGAAGGUGGAAAACUCAAACGUCACCAGCGCAUUCAUUCAAGAGAGAAGCCUUAUCAAUGCACUCAGUCUGGAAAGAGUUUCAAUCAAAAGGGAAAUCUUUAAACACAUCAGCACAUUCACACUUGAGAGAGGCUGUAUCAGUUCACUCAGUGUGGACAGAACUGCGUAAACACAGACCUGUCCCGAGUGGCUGAAGUGUGUGUGUGUGUGUGUGUGUGUGUGUGUGUGUGUGUGUGU
Messenger RNA from Clupea harengus (Atlantic herring), 1880 nucleotides. RefSeq names its product zinc finger protein 239-like. The transcript has 11 exons. The record is from RefSeq and is a predicted model, not a curated record. Lineage: Eukaryota; Metazoa; Chordata; Actinopteri; Clupeiformes; Clupeidae. Bases 15 to 1745 code for a protein of 576 amino acids.